This is a messenger RNA of Porites lobata, 1033 nucleotides long. NCBI's taxonomy places the organism in Eukaryota, Metazoa, Cnidaria, Anthozoa, Scleractinia, Poritidae. The record is from the annotation of a GenBank genome assembly.
AUGAGCAUCCCAGAUGAUUAUCUCCGAGCCUGUGAGGGAGGUGAUCAUUUGGCUAGAGAGAAAUUGCGUCAUGAUGUCUUGAUUAAACGUCUGGACAUAUGUCUCUCAGCACUGAACUGUGUGGAAUCUGUACAGCCAAUUUGUGUGAUGAUCAUGAAUUUGAAAGGGCAGCUCUCCAAAAUUGGUAUUUAAACAAAACAUCUUUAUAUAAAAUGUGAUUUAUAAUAUAAUACAUAUUAAGUAUAUUGUUAGUAUCCCCCCCUUUAAUAUAUGAUUGCCUAUCAACCAAUCAAACAUCAGGAUUCACAAUAUACAUGUAACAUAGCAAGUUUUUAAUAAUUGAUAAAAGAUUAUGAUAGUUUUGAGUUUUGAAUUCUUAAGUAUCAUGAGCUAUCAUGUGCCCUUUCACCAAGGCUAAUUACAUAUAAGAUGCUUUUAUAUUUAAGGUAUACAGUUUAUUAUUCUUAAAUUUGUCAUAGCUGAGAUGCUUGCACAUCAUGAGGUACUUUCUGCUGAAGCACAGAAUACAUCCUACUCUGCAGCUACUGCAAGCUGUAAAGAAAUUAGAAUCCAUCUUGAGACCAGUGGUCUGCCUCAACACAAGUUAGUUCAAGUUAUUUUAUAUAUUAUAUAUGUUGUGGUUCAAAUUUUUCCUUGGUUUAAAUUUUUUUAAACUAAUUUGAUCUUCAUUUUCCUUUGUUCAAGAUUAUGAUAAUGAAUACAAGAUUAAGAAAAAUCAAAAACUGGUUUGAAAAAUUUAAAAACAAGGAAAAAUUUGAACCACAACAUAUCUAUUGUAAUUGUGAAUUACAAAUUAAAAUUUACUGUUGUGUAUCUGUAUACAGUGCACUGUAAAGGGUGCAAUAUUAAAUUAAUGAUGUUCUUUUUGAUAAUAUCCCAUAGACCUAUUGACAUUCAAACAACUGAUGCUGGCCCCGGGGUUUCUACAAAUGAGAAGAUGAGCCAACUUCGUCUAGCUGAAUGUUUUAUGAUCAAUGGGCUGGACCUCCAAGCUAGGUUUCAUUAUGCACCA